Molecule: messenger RNA, 14420 nt
Organism: Caenorhabditis auriculariae
Lineage: Eukaryota; Metazoa; Nematoda; Chromadorea; Rhabditida; Rhabditidae
Source: the annotation of a GenBank genome assembly
AUGGCGUCCUCGUCAACGUCGCCGCACAUGGGUUGGUUGAGGAUGAAAAAGAUCAAAAGAGAGAUUCUCGGCUGCGGGCUGGCCACCGACGGACAGCUCGGUGGCCGGUUCAGCGACUCCACCGUCACCCUUCCCGAGCAAAUCAGUGGGUCAUCUAGUUUUUGUAAUCAUUUAUCGAUUAUGACUUGUUCAAGAACGGAAUUAUUUCACUUUAAAGUUUUUUUCUUGAAACAGAGUCUUUUUGAAAAAAAUAAAAAAUCCUAAAAAAAUUGAGGACCUUCAAGAGUGGGAAAUUGCGAGAAAUAGAUUUAUUUUUUUCUUGAGAUAUAUCUUUUUCAUUUUUUUAUUUUCAUAAAAAAAAUAUUUAGGUUUUUUUCAGAAACGAAUUAGAACGAAAAAAAUCUUUUUUUCAAAAUUUAAAUUCUAAUUAACUAUUAGGUUUGAAGAAUGUUACAUAAAAAAGUUGAGUUGCGGCUCCGAGCGACGCUAAUGGAACGUCAGUGCGAGGAGUGGCUUGCGGCGAGAAGCAUACCGUAUUCCUGGCGGACGACGGCAAAAUGUGGAGCGUCGGCAGCAACGAAGACGGACAAGUGUGCUCCUGAAAGUUGUUGUUGAUGACCAACGUGUUCAGCUCGGCCGGGGCAACCGCAACCAGGGAUCUUUCUCCAUUUAUCCGGUGGCUCUCACCAGCGGCGUCGCCAUUGUUCAGGUCUCUGGAGUUUAUUUAUUUAUAUAUUUAUUCACAGGCAAUAUUAGAAUAUAAUGUACAAGAAAGAAGGAAAAAUAGCACAUGAACCCGAAAUAAAUAAAUGAAAGGCAAUUGAGGCCCUGAGCCAGUGAUAUGGAUGAUAAGUUCAUAAAAGUGAGAUAUACAUAACAAGUAAAGUAAAAACAUAAUAGGUAAAACAAGUUCAAAAUACGUGAAAUUGAAAAAAAAAUUAGCUAAGUAGAAAUAUAAUGAGUUAGAUAUAGCCAGUAUAGCUAAAAAGAGAUGGCUCAUAGCUAAAAUAUAUGCAUUAUAAGUAAAGUAUAAAAACUAUGAAAAUGGACACGUAAGGAGAGUUCAAAAAAAUGAAUUUAUAUUCGAACCUAGACUUCCGAAUAUUCUUUUUUUACUGUUUUACUUAUUCUUCUGGUCAUAUUUCCAAGAUAUUUAAUUUUUAUAUACUUCCAAGAUGAACUAUUAAAUAAUCCGCCGGGGUUUUCAGAUUUAAAAAAAUUAUUAGGAAGUGGUUUUUUUAUUGAACUGAAAGUUAGAGAAUUUUAUAUGAUGAAAAAGUUUCAUAUAAAGUAUAUAGAGAAAAGAGAAAAAUUGUAAAAUGAAAAUUUCGAACAAAAAUAAAUCUGGAAGUUAUGUAUUGGGCCUUUUUUUCUCUCAAAGUUAAUUUGAGGAAGAACAUUUUUUUUAAGCAUAUGGAUUUAGGAAUCUUUUAUUUUGACAAUUUUUUUCCAGCUCUAUGAAAUAUAUUUCUUUUCGAAAAACUUAUAAGAAAGUUAUUCUUUCUAAAAAAAUUUAGGUCGAUUUUGUAUUUUUCUUGUUUUUUUAAAAAGAAAAAAAGAGUGAUUAUUGAGAAGACUGAAAUUGAUGAAUGGAAUGAAAUUCGAAGAAGUUUCGCGGUUUAUUGAGGUUUUUGUGUACCUUUUUUCGUUCAAAGACGGUCCUCAAAUCCGUAAUGCAAACAGUUAGCGAAGAAAUCGACACUCAAGAUGCGAACUUAAUAAGACUCAUUUCAAAAAGAAAAAAAUAUUGGAGAAAAUAUUCAAGAAUAUUUUUCUCAGAUUGCCGCGGGACGAGCUCAUUCUCUAGCAGUCGGAGAAGACGGACGACUUUUCGCCUGGGGCUGUAAUCGCCAUGGACAGUUGGCCUUUCCCAGCGACGUUACCUGUCAGGAAGCUCCAAAGUUGGUCCUGAUUUCGAAACAAAAGAAGAUAUGUUGGAAAAUCCAGGCGGAUCCCGACGAUAAACGAAGUUAUCCAGGUGGCGACCGGCCCGGAUCAUUGUAUCGCCCUUCUUGACAGUUGGUUUUUGACGUUUGAUUCAACUUUUGUUUAAAAAAAGGACAAGAAGAAUAAAUACAGAACACUUAUUUACUAGUUGACUCGAAUUCAGGCGGCCGCGUUUUCGUUUGGGGCGAGCAGUUUGACGGAAAAUGUCUCCAUCAACCACUGGAAGUUGAAGACCUCGUUGGGAUUCCCAUCGUUCGAGGUGAGACGAUGCUCCGAACCACGCCCGAUAAGUGGCUACUUUAGUUGCCGCCGGCGGUCGACAUUGUGUCGCGAUUUCGGCCAGUGGCGCCGUCUACACCUGGGGACACAACGACAGUGGACAGCUUGGAGUCGGAGACUUUUUACGUGCGUUUCUUGGAGUCUCGUUAAAGGAAAAGGCAACAAACUGAGAAAAACUUAAGUGUCCACUUAAGAUUAUCCUCAAGGACUUUUGGAAAACUAAGGUUGCCUCUGAAACCAUCUCUAUGGAAGUCUCUCAAAUUUUAGUGGUCUGGUAGUACCACUCCGACCUCGAGGAAGACAGAAUCAUUCGAAAUCGAAAAAUGUGUUACAAAUUUAGUAUAAAAUUAUUUUAGUGGUCGUACUACGUUAAACCUCGAAGUUUUCAUGAAUGAACUAUAAACCAGCCAAAUACAGCCCGAGGACGACCAGUCUGUGUCGAACAACUGAACGGAAUGAAGGUUGUCGAAGUGUCAUGUGGAGACCAACACACAGUGCUUUUGACCCAUUCUGGUCGGAUAUUCGUCUUCGGAUCCGAUUAUUUUGGACAAUGCGGGUGUGGUAAAAAGUAGAGCUUAAAAAAAAAGAAAGGAAAUCAAAUUUUAUACUCAGAGUCGAAAAACGACCGAAUCCUGUCGUUGUCGACGAGCUUAUGGGCAGUUACGCAACCAGAAUCUGUACUGGAAGGUAUAGCUUGGAGAACAUUUGUCCCGUAGAACUACCUCUUUGAAAAGGGUCGACCCGGCUUUUUGCCUUAUUUUUUGCGAAGAAACCUGCGCGUGCUUGGACCAAGCUUUAAAUAAAAUGUUUAAGUUCGAUCAAAACAUUAUUUUCAUCAGUCAAAUCAAAGGUUUCUGUUGGGUUUUUUUAAUCAAAAACAGAAAAAGAGAUUUUUUUCUCGUGAAAAAAAGGGUUGAUACUUAACUUGAAGAAAGUUUGCGCUCUCGGCCGUUUUGUUCGAAGCCUCGCUGAGGUCGGGCUUAGAAAAAUACUGAGGGCUGACGGGCCGGCCCCCGCACAAUCCUGAAACGUGGCGUGGUUCAUUAAAGCAAACUUUUAUGACUCAAGAAUUGACUGCAAUGAAGUUUUUUUUUCCAAGAUGCCACACUUUGGCCCUCGUCCAAGGAUCCCCCUACUUUUUCGGCAUGAAUUCGUCGGGACAACUCGGAAACGGGACUCUGAAUUCGGUGGGCAGGCCACGGAAAAUGGACGAGCUGGACCAUGUCGAGGCGAUUUUCGCCGGCUGGGAUCAGACUUUCUUUCUGAGAGCUGUUCAUUCCGAGGUGGCGUAGAAUUUCUUGAGUCUCGGUUAAAAGUGCUUAGGAAUGCUAGAGCGAUCCCUAUUGGGUUAGAAGAAAAACGAUCCCUAUAGGUAUCACUCUGGCUUUCUUGAGUAGUUAGAAAACAAAAAUUAACGAAUUCUCAUUAACGAACAACAAAUUCGUUUAUUUUCAAAGUUUUAAUUAAUCCACAUUCUGCGGUUGAAGUCUCCGAUUUUUCGGAAACUUCAACCGCAGAAUUUUUUUCAGUUUGCCUGGUUAUCGACUUCUCUCUUUUCUCUUACAGAACCACGUGCCUGGACCGAACCUACCGCUGAAAGUGCCGCAAUUUUUGAACAAAGAGAAAGUCGCCGAGUUGCUUAAUCAAAGUGCUGCGAAAAAAUUGCAAUUGAUUGGGUGAGCUUGAAGAAAAGUCCAAUAGAAAGAAUGAUGUCACACUUAUUUAAAUAAUAAAAAUCCUUGUCGACAAAUAAAAAAAUUUAUUCUAUUCUUAAAACUGCCAAAUUAUAACACGGAAGGCCAAACUUUGCUUUGCGAUUUUCCUCAAAAUUGACCAGAACGUUAUUCGAGGAAACAGAUGAAGAUGCUAAAAGUUUCAACCUGCACAACUUUCUCGUUUUUCAGAAAAAACACUUCAAAUUCAGAGAAAACCCCAAAAUCCGUUGGAAUUGGCUAUUUUGGAGCUUUUAGUUCUCGAAAACUAGGAAGUUUUACUUCACAAUCUUUUUUCGGUAUGUCAAGGUUCUGACCAACUUGAGGAAAUUUCUAACCGCAAAGUAGAAAGAACCACAUUUAAAUUCUAGAGGAUAAAAUGGAUGUUUAUCUUUCUUGGUUUGUCUGAUCUUGUGCAAUCAUUUUAGGCUGAUCGAGUCCGUUUUCUCGUCGUUGAGCUGUUUGAACGGCUCCUUCAUGUGGGCUAAUGAGCGACGGUUCAGCGUCGGAGACCGUAACCCAGGUCUCGACCUCGACCAGGUCAUGGACACGUUCAACCUGUUGGCCGAGAGCUCCUCCAGCCAACAAUUCUCCGGACUGGUUCGUUUUACGCUCUAUUGAAUCAUGGACGAAGUGUGCUUUUGAUGUGUCAAAUGACCAAUCAACUUUCUCUGACUUUUCUCAAAAAUUUUGGUGGGGUCGUGACGGAGAUCGAACUUUUGACGUUCUGAACCGUAGAAAAACACAAAACUUGUUGCGCUAUCCAUUUAAUCUAUCGGUUUAUCUUUGUAAAAAUUGCGAAAUCGAAAGUUGAAAUUAUAGAGAAGAAAAUGUAUUUUUGUCCUGUUUUGAUCGCCUCUUCCUAUUGCUGUCCUAUAUAGUUUGAUAAAUACAAAUGUAAAACCUGAACCCAAAUGGCGCAGAACAAGUCUGCGCCUAAUUUAGUUAAAAUCGAAAAGCUCUAGACAACGGUAAAUUACCGAUCAAUAUUGGGGUGAAAACCUGUUAGACCCUACUCGGACCUUGGUAACCCAAAGCGGACACGCUGGAUCCCUUAAGUGUGCUGACGCUACUGAAGGGGUUUUUAUCGUGUCAAGACCCAUUUUUUGUUGGCUCUAGCCAGCCGUGAGUCAGCUAUAUUUACAGACUAACACUCUUUCAUAAAGAGGUGAUAGAGAUAGAUUUUGUACAUUAUAAUCAAGACUUAUGCUUAUAUAUUUAUUCAAAUGCUUAUGACAGAGGUUUUAGCCCUUCUGAAUAGUUUAGUAGUUUUCGGCUUUUCAAAUGAAAGAUUUGAACCAGAGACUUUUCGGAUACUAGAAAUGAAUCUUACCGUCUGAGCUACGUUUCUUCUUUGUCUACUCGUCGCAAUGAGGAACCAUAGAUUUUUUUUUUCAGAUUGUCGAGAUGCUGGACAUGUCUUUGUUCAACGGUGUCAACUUCUCGAAGCUCAAGUCACCGGAAAGCAUCCGAUGGGUCCUCAUUCUUCCGUGGCUCUCCGCCUUCACCAACAACGUCACGCCGGCCACCAUCAAGACUCUUCAUUUGCCAUUCUCCAAGACUGUUUUCUCGCUCCUCGACUCUCAUGUACAAACUCUUUGUGAGUUUUUUGGAAAAAAAAAAAUGCUGAGCAUUAGCACGAGAAAAAAGUCCGUAAAAGAUUCUUUUGAUGGUUUUGCUCCGUUAAUGGUUUCACUUUCAACGUUUAAGUGUCUUAACUGAAAGCUACCCUUUGAAACUUUCAUUCAGACUGAAGUCUCUUCAGAGAAGAUUCUCUGCUGAAUCAUGGUAUAUUUGAAGAGUUUUUUCUCUACUCGCGAAACUAUUGUUGAUCAAGAACUGUGCAUAGGCCUUUUUUUGCUAGUAGUAAUCGAGGUCGAGCGUACUGACGAUGAGCUUCUUCGCCAUGUAGGAACAGUACGGCGACCAGUCUCUCCAGGGCUGGCGGACGUCGGUUCAAAUACCAGACGAGAGCGGAAAUGAAAACCGACCACUUGGAAGAUAGAAAUGAGAUGGUCACAAUGUAAUGCGGCUAUGUAGAAACUACUCACUGAGCCUUAAUUAUUUAACCCAUGUGUACAAAAAGUAGAUUAUAAAGUAGAUUUGAAAUUUGAAGCGUCUUCAAUGAUUUUCCUAACGUUUUUAUUUUUAUUCACAGGAUUUUUUUUUUCGCAGUAAACUGGUGGAGUAAGCUGCCAUUGCGGCAUUUCAAUCGGAUCGUUUCGUGCUUUUUGACCGCCGUCAGGACGAUCGUCGUCGCGAAAGGCGGCAUCACAGAAUGCUUUUAUUACCUCCGACUACUCGAAAUGCUCAACAAGAUUAAUCAGGUUUCCCUGCAAAUUCAAAGCCUGAUGCAGACUUGUGCGUUAGGCUGGGCUGGCCCGGGCUCAGACUAGGUCAGACUCCGAAUAAAGUUUUUGAAUAUUAUUAAAAAAAAGGUUCCAAUUAAAAAAUUGUCACCGGAAAAUUCUUUUCACUUGUUAAACAAUAGUUGCUAUCGGUUUAUGAAUGAAAAAUAACCGAAAUCGUGAUUCUCGUCGUAGAAUAGUCUGAAGCUUGUAUUGGAGGAAACUUGCGUUUUUUGGGCCGGGUAAUAGAAAAUGGCCGUGGCUGACUGUGAAAAUGGCCGUUGCCUGAUUUCGCACAAGCCUGCCCUAAGUAACCUAAAAUUUUCAGCGUUUUCACAUUAUACCAUUGGAAAGCUUUUACAUUAACGAGCUGUCGGAGUUGUGCAACUUGAAGGAUGACUACUGCCAGUGGGUCGUCGAUCAGAUUCAGGUCACUUUUGGACUGAUCUCGAGAUUUUUUUUUUUUUGAAAAGUCGCUGGCCGGCUGAGAAGUUGGAAAAUACUUUUUUUUUCUAGAAAAAAUACCUCUCUCCAUUUUUUUCUUCAAUAUCUUGCAAAUUUCAGACCAAGGGACAGAACAGCCAACGAUUCUGGUCAAAUUGUCCGUUUUUGCUCAACGCCCAGGCGAAAAUGGAGCUUUUGCGAGUAGAGGCCCUCCUCAUGCAACAGGUAGCGAGAAUUUUGUAUUUUGAAUGUUUUUUUUUCUUGCAGAUGAGUGUUCAAAAUUCGCGUGCCAUCAUUUUUGGCACGAUGGUGUACCACGAAAUGCCGAUUUUGGAGCUCAUCGUCCGACGAGAAUCGAUCGUCUCGGACACGAUGAACAGAAUGAACUCGUUGUCGACCUCGGACCUUCAGAAACCUCUCAAGGUUGCGUUGGAGCGAAGUUGAUCAUGGGGAAAUGAGCUCUAACGAUGACUGUUUCUGAUUUGAAGAAAGAAAAAAAAAGCUAAUGUGCAUCAAUUUUAAAAUCUGAACAGACUGUAAAAUUUCGCAUGAAGACCUACCUCAGAGUGACAGUUAUUUUUUGGCUUUUUUUAAGUUUUAUUGAAGGGAAGGCUUUUUUGGAGGAGAUUUUUUAUGUUUUGAAUUGAUUCCGUAUAUUUUCUUCUCAAGUUAAGAAGUUUCUUCUUAUUUUUCAAAGCUUAGCUUUUUGGGAAGAGUUCCAUUUGAGUAGCAUGUUUCAAAAGUUUUCUGAAAAUUAAAUUUCGAUUUUUUUUUAAAAAAAUUUUUUCGUUAGUAUUAAUGCCGUUUUCAAAUUAAUUUCCACGAAAUCCAAAAUUGCCUCUGACUCUCCAAAACUUAGUUGUCUUUUUCACUUUCUUACCCUAUUUUGAAUUUCGCGGAAUAUCUUUGGACAUGGCAUGCUUUGAAACCUUCUGAAAAUAAAAGGCGAAAUGAGCAGAUAAGAUCCCAAGCAGUGUAACUUUUUUUCUGCCUUUUUUGCUUUUCUCUGUGAAGAAACAUUCCAUCAGCUGUUUUUUCUUCCGUGUAUCGGUGUGACUGUUUUGCUUGGAACUGCCGACGAUGGCAAUUUCCAAUCGGACGAAAAUAUCGUGCGAAGCGAUCUAAUCUCUGUGCCUCUGCCCCUUCUCUUCCGAAAUUUGUUCCCAUGUGCGAAGAUUCAGAUCAAAAUCGUGGGCGAGGAAGCCGACGACGCGGGCGGCGUCAAGAAAGAAUUCUUUAUGAUCGUCAUGCAGAAAAUUCUGCAGCCCGAGUGAGUGUUGGUGACUGUGAAAAGAAAGAAAAAAAAGGAGAAAAAUGGAAUAAAGGAAUAAAAUAUAAACUGCUGAAAAAUAAGAGACUUGAAGCUAAAUAUUGUGAACUUCGGAUCAAAAAUUUAAAAAAAUGAAACCUUGAUUUUCUGCUGUAAAUAUUUGAUGUAAAAAAAAGGUCGUGGCUAUGGGGAAAAGUGAAGAUAACAAAAUUAAACAGAAUUUAAUCGAUUUCGGAUUUAAAAUCUUGGAAUGCCCAGUGAGAAACCUUGACGUUUCACUCUAAAGACUUCUUUUUCAUAAAAUAGUUGUUAGCUUGAAGAAAAAAAGGUAAGAACGAAAUGGAGAGCAAACGAGAAAAUGAGAGGCAUAAUAUUGUUUAUUUCGAAUCAAAAACAUUGAAAUUUUGGUUGGCUAAAAGCACAACUACUCCAAAAUUACUAAGAGUUUUUGAGUCAUGCACCAGGAAUUGUAAAUUUACAUCUAUGACCUCAGUAUAAAACAUCUCCGUUGCUUCAGAAGAGUUAAUGUCAAAUAUUUUCUAUGAAUCUUACUUUUGUAAUGCCGAAGUCAGGCUUUAUCACCAGAUCAUUAGUUCGGAAACUUAAAUAAAAAAAGUUUUAAAAUGACUUUUCUAGUGAAACUUGAGUAGACACUUUACAGUUUUGAUUGAAGAUACGGCAUGUUCGUAGAGGAUCCCGACUCGCAUCUCGUCUGGUUCAGCGGAUUCGCGCCCCCGAUCUGCGAACAUGAGCAAUUCCAUCAGUUGGGCCGACUCUGCGGCCUCGCCGUCUACAACCGCGUCCUGGUCGCCUUUCCCUUCCCCUUGGCACUUUACAAGGUGCACCUUUUUUCCGAGUACUGAGACAGGGAAAAGAGAGAACCUAGUGGGAAUGGCGACAGAGAAUAUGAAAAUUGAGGAAAAUUCAGUUCAAAAUGGAACUCGGAACCAUUCCAUAAUUAUCGAGAUUCGAAAUAGCGUCCUGCUCGUCUUUCUCUUAUUUUUUGAAGUAUUUUAACAGGUACCAGUGAAUGGUAUUCAGUCCAAGUGGUGCCGAAAAUGUUCAUUUUCUGACAGUUUGAGACUUUUAAGAUCUUUAUCUAGUAAAUCAAAGAGUACAGGAGCGAGUUUCCAGGAAGUUCUAAUGUGUUUUGCGAAGUUAUCUUUUCCAAGAGACCAACUAGAAAGGAAAUUUUUUUCUAGUCUCAGCUCACAAGAGAACUUGGGCUAGGAUCAACGGUUCUUGCUGAUUCCGGAACUCAAAGUUCUGAAACAGUUUUUUCGAUCAAGCUCUUUUUUUUUGAAUUUUGGACAGAAAUAGAUCAUUUUGGUGAAGAUAACUGGCCUAAAAUAUGGUUUUCCCAAUGAUGCUAACAUGAUUAAGGUGUUUAGAGACUAAAAAUCCAAAUUGAGGGCUCAUAAAUUUUUUCAGAAGAUUUUUCGGCAAGUUAGAUCCUUAGCGAAACGGCAUCACAGUCUCGAAAAUUCAUCAAUACAAUUCAUUUAUUCUUCUCCGCGGGCAUUCUGUAGCGGCGAAAGAAUUGAACCAAGUUCACCAACCGAAUAUUCAUGACAUUUUUCCUUGCAGACCAUUUUGGAACAACCGCUGACGAUCGACGACCUCUGCGAACUGUCGCCGGUCGAGGGGAAAAGCCUGCAGAGUCUGCUCGACUACGAAGGCUCCGACUUCGAGGAGACGUUCGGCCUCAACUUCACGAUUGCUUUUACGACGCUCGGCGCGACGGAAGUCGUUGACCUCAAACCCGGCGGCGCCAAUAUCCCCGUCACCCUGAAUAACCGUGCUCAAUAUGUCGAUGUCAGUUCUCAAUAUUAUGGAGAUUUAUCGCUGAUUAUAGUCAUAUUUCACGGUUUGAAACGGUGUGGCAUUUUCGAUUCGCUUGAAAAGCGGUCGCGAUGCGAUUUUGGAAAAGUUAUCUUUUAUCAAUUAAAUUGAAAAUUUUAGCAAGGAUAAUGCCUUUUUAAUUUUUGCUCAAACUUGGCGAAGUUAUACUUUUUGGAUCAGCUGAUUCUAAACAGAAAUAAUAUCGCAUUUUCCAAGUUUGCAAGCUACGGAGGUUGUGUGGGAAAAGCUUUUCAAAGCUUUUGGACUCGUCAGAAAUGCGAAGUUCCGGAGAUUUUUUCCUUGUUUACUAGGUCCUGAGUUAUACUUCAGACGAGUUUGAUUAGAAUCUCAAUCGAAGGCUGAAAAAUCUUUGCUUGUAGAACGUUUUGAAUGGUUUUUGAUAUUAUUGAGAGGAAGCUUAAGAAUAAACCCGAAAAUGCCGCAUCUCGACUUUUCAAGCCAUGCCAAAUGAACUGCCAAAGCUUCAAAUAGAUGGUUUGUUUUUAUGUUUUCAGCUCUAUGUGCAACAUCGGCUGGCUCUGGGCAAAGAGAACGAGAUCAAGACCCAAUAUGGGCAUUUCAAGCGCGGAUUCCUCGACGCCAUACACAGCCGAAUCUUGAGCUUCUUCCAGCCGCGGGAACUCAUGGAGAUGGUCGUCGGCAGCGAAAACUACGAUUGGACCGAGUUCAGAAAGGUUUGUUGAAAGAAUUUUGAGCGUUUUGGCGAGGUUGGAAGCUGAAGGUUCUAGAGUAUUCCAGGUUUUUUUAAUAAAUAUAUUUAAUAAUAUACGAAUAAUAAAAAAACAAAGUGACGUAAUUUUUUUCACUGACGUCACCUGGCUCCCCAGAUACUUCUUUAGAUGAGGUCAGAUGAUGCAUUUUUUUUUGAUAAACUAGUCCCCAACGAUGAAAAAGUCAAUUUAGUUUUGUGUGUGUAUUUUUCUCCAUUUUUUGUUUUUUCACUUCUCGGACCAAUUUUUUCGAGCCCUGUGUCUGUGAGAGAGAAAGAGAGAGGGACGGUAUUUUUCCUAUUAUUUUCCCCUGUCUUUUUGCGCUCCAACGCAAAAACGAUUGCAAUUUGGCGAGAAAGAGGCGAGAAAAAUCCGGUUUCUGUGAGUACCCCCUUUCCACUGAGAAGACGUCGACGAUGACGGCGACGACGGCGGCGACGGCGAAGGAGAAGACGUGGAGAAUCAGAAGAGAGGAGAGAAAGUUGACGAUGGGGCAUAAUUGCUGCUAGGAGCGACGAAGAAUCGCAUUAAAUAGAAGAAGGAAGAGCGUACUGUAGUGAUUUUCGACUGUUCCGAUGGCAUCUUGGAAAUUUUUUCCUCUCUUCAUUUUUUGAGGGUAAAAGAGAAAGUUUUGGAGGCAAACAAAAUUCGUUGGAGGUCGAACUUUUCACGAGUUUUUUUUUGCUUUUGAUGGCGAUUUUUCGAGUUGAGCGAAUUUUACGUGGCCAAAUGGCAGGAGGACGAGUAGAAUGGGUUUUUUCGACCUCCAUCCACUUUAAAGCUACAGAUUUUUCUAACUUUUUCAAGUUAAAGUUUCGUGAGCAAACGAAUAAAGGAAGAGUUUUUUGAUCUUUCUUCUGGAAAUGGCAAGUAUAACGCGGUUUUAGCAUGGUCAAGUGGACAGAAAGGGCGAGUAGAGUUAUAGUUUUCAUUCUAAAAAAGGUCAUUGGUAAACGGUUUAUGUGUUUGACUCAGUCUAUUUAAAAAUUCUACCUGUGGUUUUUGAAGGAGCAAAGACAGUUUUUUCUGAAGGUGAGAGGGCCCUUUCUCAAUGUUAUUUCAGAUCAACCCAGCCUUCUUGGAUUUCAAAAAGCUUACUAGAGAAAGUUUUUGACACCCUGUUAAACUUUCUAUGAAAAAUUACUCAGGUAUACUUUCGGACCUCCUGAAUUCAGGAAAAAACAAAUUCUCACAUUAUAUCUUUUUUUCGGGUCAACCUAUUUCAAAAACAAGAUUUUGUCAUAAUUUACAUGUUUUUCAAACUUUGAAAAGCUUCAAAGCUUCAUAAAUCGAAAACAAGAUCUAUUGCGAGAAUUUUUCUUCUUGUUUUGGAAUCAGGGCUCCAGAAAAGUGCAUUCGGUGACUAAAAAAACUUUCCUUUGUUAGUAGAGCCUUUUUUGGACAUACUUCAUAUUUUGGAAUUUUCCGAGUAUUUUGCUCCCCGAGUCUUCAGAUGAUUCAUGCCGAAGCGUGCAUGUAGCGCCGACGGCGGUCAGGUGCUCGUCUGAGGAACUUUUUAUUUGUUUGCCUCUCUCUUUCUCUCUUUUCUACUGGACCUUCAUCAUUUCCACCACCACCACGAAGACCAUCAUCGGAGGUCCGCUCAAAUUGCAAUUGUCAACACAAAAACGGGGCUCUGUCUCUGUCUCUUGUUGAGUGCGCUUUUCUUCUGCUUUUUUGUUUGUUUGUUGGUUAUGAGGGUGUUGUUUGAUCUGUAUGUGAAUGAGUGACCAGCCGUGAUCUUCUUUAUUAGUUUAACGAAUUUAAAACUUCUUUGGUUUUCAUAUGAAUCUUAAAAUUUGGAUACUCUGGGAUGUUCUGGUUUGAAGAAAAGGUUGAAAGAGUCGUCGGGGAACUGGAAAUUUUCGGAAAAAUAGCAUUUGAAUUAAAAUAAUAAGUGAAAAAAACCGAUUGAAAAAUCCUUAAUUUAAAAAAAUUUCAGUUAUGGUUCGAUAUUUUUUUGAUCAAAUAAUGAUCGAACAGAACAAACAUAUUUUUUUUCAUUAAAAAAAUUGACUGAAAAACGGUUGAUGGGAAUGUUAGAGCCAAUAAAAAAUGGAGGAGAUCGUCAUAUUGAAUACAAGUCCUAGCAAUAGAGUUAGAAUUAAAAAAAAAAAAUGGUUGAGCAAAAUUUGAAAAAAAAACGUAAAACAGGAAAGAAUCAUUAAAAAAAUUCAUUUGUAAAACUGGGGAAAGGAGAGAAAAAUAUAAAAAUAAAGGAAAAUUGAUGACAAAAACGAUAUCACAAAAAUUGAUUCACAAAGAAAAAACGAGGAGUCACAGUAAUCUAAACACGAAAAGCUAGCGAUGAAUCGAAAUUUGCCGGUAACAAUGAAGAACUAAAAGCGAUGGGCUGGAAGAAUUUUUCAAAUUGAUUAGGUUUUUCGAUUUUCUCUUCUGUUCCUCUAUUCGGAAAAAAUACACGAUAAGACAGAAUCAGAACAAGAAACGAGUUAUUUUCUUCCAUUCUCGGGGUACAGGGAAAGCUCCUCGGCUGACCUUCGAAGUGUGGGUGUCCAUUCGUCUUGUGGGAAUCCGGUUGGCGAGCCUCUCGUUGAUUCAGUUUUUUUUUCUUUUCUCGCCGCUUAGGUGAAACAGAAACACACGUGGGGCCAACCGACUGGUUCUGCCGGUUUUGGGUGGACCAACCAAACACCGUGGGAAUAUGUUCGGUAGAUGAGAAAAUUUUUUUGAACCCGGUGAAAGAGAACUCCGCUGGUUACCAUUUUUGUGAAAAAAAAAAUUUCGAUACUUCAAAGUGCGCUCCAACGAACAAUGUCCCUGAUUGGAUUGGAUGAAAGAUAAUGAGACCAAUCAGAGAUUUUUUCGGUAGAGCGAAACUUUGAUGUUCGAAAAAAUUAGGACUCAUUUUAGUUUUUGCACUUACAUAGCUUGCUGCGAAAGUUCACCGAUUACUGUAGAAGACACUUUUAAGCUUUUCCUGUCAAGACCAUCAAUUUGAAGUAUUAGGAUUAUUUCUUGAUUGAUAAAGAAAAAUAUUUAUCUGGAAAAAAAUAAUUUUGAAAACCAAGAUUUGAAGUUUAAAUUGACCCGCAAAGCGACGGAAACGCGUUGAGCCAUUCUAACUGCGACCGGAAGUUGGGCCAUCGGAACAGUGAAAAAAAUUAAAUGAAUAUUGAAUGAAUAAUUUUCAAAAAUUUAUCAUUUUUAGAUCGUGAAGUACAAAGGCGAGUAUAAUGCGGAACACCCGACUAUCCUCGCGUUUUGGGAGGCUUUCUUCCAGUUGACGCUGGAGGAACGAAAAGUUGGUGACUUUCUGGAGAUCUCAAUACAUUUCUGACUUCAGAAGUUCCUACAGUUCGUGUCUGGAACGACCCGACUUCCGGUGGCCGGAAUGUCGGCGUUCGAAAUGGGUAUACAGCCGACCUCAGAAAAGGUUUGUUUUUAUGGAGCUUUCUAAGAAAACUUUUUGAAAUAUUAAAACCAGUUGAAAACUUUGAGUAAUAAAAAAACUAUUUGGUAAUAUUUGGUCGCUCGUAAAAUUGUUUGGGCGGUUCGAAGCUGAUUCGAUUCUCAAGCUUGCCAUUCCAAAUGCGACGAAAAGAUUUCAAAUUACUAUAUGUAUUCUAAGACGUCUUGAAGGUCCUUAAGGCGCAUUGUAAAGUCUAGAAAUUUCAGAGAUUGAAAAAAAACGUUUAUUUUUGAUACAAAGGAUUCAGAAGUUUCGAAAGUAAAAUUUUUUGAGAAAAUAAAUGUUUUUAAGGCUCUACCGGUGGCCCACACGUGCUUCAACCUCCUGGAUCUGCCGAAGAUUGACGACGUCGAAGAGUUGCUCCGUCGUCUGCGUAUCUCCAUAGAGCACACUCAAGGAUUCACACUCGUUUAA